Messenger RNA from Symbiodinium pilosum, 680 nucleotides. NCBI's taxonomy places the organism in Eukaryota, Dinophyceae, Suessiales, Symbiodiniaceae. The record is from the annotation of a GenBank genome assembly.
GCCGCAACCUUGGACCAGAUUUCGUGCCGCCACCGGGUCAUCAGCCUGUGAUCCGAAUUAAGACCCCCAAUGACGACGGGGUGACAAGCUGGCAGGACGGAGUCAUGGGCUUGAUUGAGAUCCCGAACAAGGACGUUGAUGAUUAUAUCAUCCUUCGCGCAGAUGGCACGCCGACCUACCUGCUUGCCGUGGUCGUCAUUCGUGGUUCCGACCACAUUGGCAAUACUGCACGCCAAAUAGCGGUCUUCAAGAACAUGGGCUGGGAGCUGCCGGACUUCGCCCACCUGCCUUUGAUCCACGGCCCGGAUGGCAAGAAGCUGUCGAAGCGCCACGGUGCUACGGGGCUGGAGGAGUUCGAGGCUAAAGGCUACCUCCCAGAGGCCAUCAGGAACUACCUGGCGCGGCUGUCCUGGUCCCAUGGUGAUGAUGAGAUCUUCUCCACAGAGCAGGCGAUCCAAUGGUUUAAUCUCUCAGCCUGCUCGCGAGGAGCACCUUGUUUCGAUUUCGAGAAGUUGAACGGCUUGAACCAGCAUUACAUCAAGGAGGCAGACCACAAUCGAUUGGCCGAAAUCCUUUUGAAGCUGUUCCCAGAUGUCGCACCUUACAUGGAGAAGCUCCGGGAUUCGCGGGUGGCGAACAUGCUGAAGGUGCGUGCCAAGACCAUGGUGGAGUACAAGCAG